AUGAUAGGCAAUUGUUCAAAAUAUUUUUCAAAUGCCAAUGAACUCACCAUUUCCGAUCAACGUACAGAUCGUGCUAAACGAUCUGCAAUUAUUAGUAUAGAUCACAUUCUUCCCUUGAUACAACUUACUAAACUAACGAUUGAUUAUAGUCAUCGUCCUUUUAGUAAAGUGAUCGAUUUGUUAUAUUCGACACAUAAUGUUCAUACAUUAGUGGUCAAAUGUGUAUCACUCGUUGCAACGGAUUAUUCUCCAUUACAACAAAGUGAAAAAUUUCGAUUGGUAUCAAACCAUAAUAAAAUAAAAAAUGUCACUAUUUUGUUUGAUUAUUCAUUACGCAAUAUUCAACUAUUGAUGAAUCUCUGUUCUAAAGUACGACAAAUUUCUUUUGGCACUUCUGAGAGUUAUCUUGAAUCAACUAUGCAAUUUUUAAUGUCAGCAACUAAGAGAACUAAUUGUUAUUUAUCUUCAAUAUGUAUUUUUGGUGUGAAUACAACUAUUAAUGAAAAACUGAAAACUCUAAUUGAAUCCGAAAAACUUAUUAAUGAUUAUUCAAUAAAAGCCGGCGGCCAGACAUUUGAUCUUUGGUGGUGA
Molecule: messenger RNA, 591 nt
Organism: Rotaria sp. Silwood2
Lineage: Eukaryota; Metazoa; Rotifera; Eurotatoria; Philodinida; Philodinidae
Source: the annotation of a GenBank genome assembly